AUGCGGGAAGCGAAUCUGGAGCCCGACAGCAUCAGUUACACUGUUGGGAUCAGCGCGUGUGGGAAGCGGGCAGCUAUGGCAGUGGGCGAGCUCGGCAGCGGGGCAGCGGACGAGCCAUGGCAGCGGGCGCUGGCGCUACUCAGCGAAAUGCGGGAGGCGAAGCUGGAGCCCAACGUCAUGCGGGAAGGUCGACCUCUGGCAGCAGGCGCUCGCGCUACUCAGCGAGAUGCAGGAGGCGACUACAAUUCUGGUCUUCGCCGUGCGAAAGGGGUGAGAAGGUCGCGAGAUGCCCCCGAGCGCCCACCCAGAGCGCCCCGCCGCUUCCAGACGGCUCCAGAGAACCCCUACGUGGCUCCGAGACGGCCUCAGGCAGCCCCACUACCGCUCCGAGACGCUCGGGACGGCGGGAGGACGUCCCAAGAGAAACCGAACUAA
Messenger RNA from Prorocentrum cordatum, 435 nucleotides. The record is from the annotation of a GenBank genome assembly. Lineage: Eukaryota; Dinophyceae; Prorocentrales; Prorocentraceae.